UUAUAAUUUUUUUCUUAAAUUAUACUAUUCCUCGAAAUCAUUGUCGCCGCCGACAGACGAAUGUUUGUAUGCAUGCACGUUGCGCGUGCGUAUUUGUAUACGAUUCGGCAAUUUUCGCCUGUUGAUCGCGAAGUGGCGGAACCCUAAAUUAAGUUUUCAUGUUUCGAAUUGGGGAACAACGAUCUUCGUCGAGCGUAAUUGAGAACGACUUUGGAAUUGGUUGAGUUCUUGAUGAUUGAUUUCUAGGUUUUGACGGAUUGAGUAUUAUGGAAUUAGGCGAGGAAAUAACAUCAUAUAGAAUAUGAAUUUGGAUUGGAAAAAACAGAGAUCAGACGGUGUUGCUGUCAUGAACAGCCGGCUGUUUGAAGGGUCUGCUAAGGAGUGCCUAAACCGAGAGAUUGCUUGCCAAUAUCAAAACCUAAUGUAUCACCAAACUAAUGACAAUCCUGCGUUUCUUGGAGCAUCUUCAUCUCAUGAGUCCUUUUUGCCUAUAUGCCGACCAAGUGCAGGCUUUGGGUUCCCACUAGGUUCUUAUGAUCCAAAUCUGCCGUACUUUGCCUCCAACUAUUCGAUGACAUCCAAUUCUGGCUCUAGCAUGCUCAGACUCGAUGAUAAAUAUAAUCCACGACACUUUCAGAAAUUUUCACAGGAUGAUCACAGGGGUUUCACUAGGCUAGUUGAUUCUGAUUGCAAAGGUAAACCUUCGUUUGAGCAACUAUGUGGAGAGGUUUUUUCUCCUGAGCAGUUGUCAUCUGUCACAACAUGUUCUGAUGCAGAUUGUUAUUCUGAUGAGACCCCAUUUAAAGUUGGUGCUCUUGGUGCUUUCUCAGACCCAACAUCAGGUGAUAAUAUGGCGCUAGAUCAAUUCAUCUCAUUGUGGAUUCAAGAAGAUACAAGUGCUCUACCUAGCAUGCCUUUGAGUAAGUCCAAAUUAAGGCAUGAGCACUUGCCCAGUUAUGGACUGCAGGCUCCUACAUCAGAGCACUGUCGUCCUCCAUCUUGUCCUCCUGCACAUGUUGAGAUCUCUUUGGGGACCCAAAUGUAUGGCUACGGAAUUCAGCACCAGAAGUUGCAUCACAAAGUGCCUGUAGAGAAGUCAUCAAAACUAUCCCAGCUAUCCUCAAAAAGAUUUCUCAGUGCUGAGCAAAAAGGAUUUAGUAAUGUUCAAGCUCCCAGGCCAACAUAUUCAAUUAGUUAUUUGCAAGAUAUUCUAAUCGCGUAUCUCAGCUUCAAAUGCAAGCUAGAGGGUCUUGAAAGGAGGCAAGAAUUUGUGAAUCAUUUGCAUUAUACUGUGUGUACGGCGACCCAAAUCUGCGAGUGUGUAGAUUAUCGUACUUUGAUAUCACACUUCCACGACUGUCGCAACACUAAUUGUAAUUUAUGUCAACCAGUUCGUCAGUGGUGCCAUUCUAAGAAAAUUAGUGCAGGGCCUAUCUAUGAGUCGCACCCUAUGAAGAAAGUUACAUCAGAAUCAGGAAAGUCGAAUCUAUAUGUGUCCAGAGAUCUCCGUGCUAGAGAUUACAAUCUUCCGGACGUGCAACCCAAACCUAAACGAAUGAAAAUAGAGAAUGCUGCUAAGUUUGACAACUGGUCCCUGCAUGCUGUUAUCCUUCCACACAUAGAGCAGCGUGAAGGAGGUCUGGUGGAUGUUGAGGAUUAUAUGGACAAGGCAAACAAAGAACCGUUGAGCUCCAAGGAAGCAUCAGCAACAGCUGUAACUUGGAAUGAAACUGCAGGUGAUGGUGGAUCAAUGUGGUCUAGAAUAUCAAAUGGACUCCUAGGUGUCGGCCAGCUACCUGAAGGCCAUAUAGUUUCAGCCUCAAUGAACGAGGUUCCCAGAUCCAUAGGCAACUUUGGGAAUAGCCUUCAAACUUUUAAUGAUGCUCUCAAUCUUGAUAACAUAAAGCUGGGAAAAGAUGAUGCCAUUUCUCAUUCUGAAUGGCACAGGUUGGUUGUUGAACAGCUGGAUAUGGGCUAUAUCAAGACUAGAAAGGAGGAAAGUGUAACUUUUGGCUCUCAAAGUACACAUUCUGACGGCAUUGAUGUUCUUCCUCCAAUUGGGAAAAUUCCUCAAACUUCUAGUGAUGCUCUUGAUCAUGAUAGCAUAAAGCUUGGUAAAGAUGUUGCUAUCUCUCAUUCCGAAGAGCAAAAUAUGGUUGAUGAACAGCAGGAGAUAGUCUGUGUCAAGACCAGCAAGGUGAAGACUGAUGUGACUUAUGGUUGUCAAGAUAUAAACUCUCCCAACAUUUCUGUUUUUCCGCAAGUACUUGAUUCUGGGAGAAGUCUUAGAACUUUUAAUGAUGGACAUGAUCUUGACAGCACAAAUCUUGGAAAAGAUUAUGCCAUUUCUCAUUCUGAAGAGAACAAUUUGCUUGAUGAACAGCAGGAGAUAGGCUGUGUCACGAUUAGCAAAGUGAAAAGUAAUGUAACUUUUAGUUCUCAAAGUUUAAAUGCUAAUGGCAUUUCUGUUCUUCCUCAAGACUCACCAAUUGAUGAAGGAGAGAACGCCGAACUGAUGAGUCAGGCCGAGCACGAGAGGAUAGAUGCUAGAUAUGUUUUAGCGAAACCUGACUAUCAAUGUGGAAGAAAGUUGGACAAUUUGAAACCAUCAGGUGUUUCCUUAACUGAUUUCUUCACUGCUGAGCAAAUUAGAGAACACUUGUGUAGUCUCAAUCAAGAUAUCAACCUGACUGUUGGGCAGGAUCUACAUGCAAGCAUGUCUGCGCAGACACUCGGAUCAAAUACAUGUCAGUUAUGUGCUUUGGACACGCUCACAUUUAGUGCUCUGGCUAUGUGUUGUACAUCUUGUGGAGCUCGAAUCAAACACAAGUUGACUUAUUACUGGACAAAAGAUGGAACAGGUGAACGAUACUGCUUUUGUACAGUAUGCUUCAAGGAGGCUCGUGGUGGUAAUAUCUCAUAUAGGGGGCUCUCAUUUCCCAAAGCACAGCUUUACAAGGACAAAAACACUGAAGAAUCUGGUGAAGCAUGGGUACAAUGUGACAGAUGUGAACGUUGGCAACACCAGAUUUGUGCUCUUUAUAAUUCUGAACGGGAUCUGAAAGGGAAAGCAAAGUACAUUUGUCCAUUCUGCCAGUUAGCUGAGAUAGAAGCUAAAGGGCAUGUACCGAUAACUCCAGUUACUGGGGCACAAGAGCUUCCAAGAACCAAGCUUAGUGAUUACAUAGAACAAAGACUUUUUGGGAGUCUUCAGCGGGAGAGGAAACAGAGAGCAGAGUUUCUAGGGAAGAACCCUGAAGAGGUGCCUGGAGCGUCUGAUCUCACAGUCAGAGUGGUGUUAUCUGUGAAUAAAAAGUUAAGAGUGAAGCAGCAGUUUUUAGAUAUUCUCCACGGUGAGACGUAUCCAUCAGAAUUUCCAUAUAAAUCUAAGGUGAUUCUAUUGUUCCAAAAAGUUGAAGCAGUGGAUGUAUGUAUCUUCGCUAUGUUUGUCCAAGAGUUUGGGUCAGAAUGCGGGAACCCAAACAAGCGUUCUGUAUAUAUUUCCUAUCUUGACUCAGUGAAGUACUUCAGGCCUGAAAUAAAAACUGUGGCUGGUGUUGCUCUGCGUACCUUUGUAUAUCAUGAAAUACUGAUUGGAUAUCUUGAUUACUGCAAGCGGCUUGGUUUUGUUACCUGCUACAUAUGGGCUUGCCCACCUUUGAAAGGGGAAGAUUACAUACUACAUUGUCAUCCUGAGACUCAGAAAAGACCAAAUUCUCAUAAGCUGGUUCAAUGGUACAAGAAGAUGCUUAAGAAGGGCAAGGAAGAAAAUGUUGUGGUUGAAUUUACUAAUUUCUAUGACCAUUUCUUUGUUCCGAGUGGAGACUCCAACUGCAAGAUAACAGCAGCACGGUUGCCUUAUUUUGAUGGAGAUUACUGGUCUCGUGCCAUUGAAGAUAUGGUACAAACAAUUGAGAAGGAUGGUGGAGAAUCUGACAGACAAUUGAAGAAUCAAAUGACAAAAAGAACUAUGAAAGCAAUGGGACAUAAUGAUCUUUCCGCUGAUGCAACAAAAGAUAUUCUAGUUAUGCAAAAGCUUGGGCUUAAAAUGCUGACUGCAAAGGAAGAGUUCUUGGUCGUCCAUUUGCAGUUCACUUGCACAAACUGCCAUGAAGCAAUACUGUCUGGAAGUUUUUGGUCUUGUAACCACUGCAGCAAAUUUUACUUAUGCAGCAGAUGCCUUGAACAAGAGCAGUAUUCCAAUUUACUGGAAACUCACACUGAGACCUUUGGGGUUAAACACCACCUCGAUAAGAUACCAGUCAAUGAAGUAGCAGCUGAUACUGACGAUAAUGAUGGCCUUUUGGAUAAUGAUUUAUUUGACGAUAGACAGUCUUUCUUGAACUUCUGUGAGAAGAAUUUUUACCGAUUCGACUCGCUUCGUCGUGCUAAGCAUUCAUCAAUGAUGAUCAUUUAUCAUUUCCUUGCAUCAAGGUCAAGACCAAUGGAAGCCAUUUGCUCUAUUUGUAAUCUGAAUGUAGUGGCAGGAUGGUAUUGUGAGAUUUGUCCCCAAUUUGAUGUUUGCGAUGCUUGCUUUCAAAGGGAGGGGGAUCAUUGUCAUUUUCACAAGUUAGUUAAGCACCUGACAAAGGCUGAUUCCAGAAAAAUGAGCGAACAUAUGCAGCAGCAAGUAACAACGGGGGCUAAUUCCAGAGAAAAGAGUAAACAAAUACAGCAGUAUAGCUUACCCGAGAUUCUGGAUACACUAAAGCAUGCCAAUCAGUGUCUAUCCACAAAAGACAACCCCUGUUUGAACCCCAAAUGUCGUCUUAUCAAGAACGCAUUCCGGCACACCAAGGGUUGUAAACGUCGUGCAGUUGGUGGUUGCAAUUCCUGUAAGAGAACAUGGGACAUGAUUCAAAAGCACUCACAUGCUUGCAAAGAUUCUAAUUGCCAUAUACCUCGGUGCAUGGACAUCAGAAAUUAUAAAAGGAGCCAGAAAAUGAUGUUGAGCAAAGAGGUGGUGUAAAUAACUUGAAUAACAUUGUGCUGUACAGAAUAGAGUUGUACAUAAAGAUUUUGAGCAUGGAGAGCUGCUGGAUUUACUGUUCAUUUGAAGCUGUAAAUACACAGUUAGCAGUAUGAGCGGCUUGUUCAUAUGAUAUCUCACUUCACAGUUACUAACUUUUUCCACACUAAGUGUUACGACGUCGUAUCACUCUCCUCCAUUUUGUCUGUACUGAUAUGACCUAAUUAACCUGAAAAUUUGUUAUGUUUAGCAAAA
Messenger RNA from Salvia miltiorrhiza (redroot sage), 5224 nucleotides. RefSeq names its product probable histone acetyltransferase HAC-like 3. Gene Ontology annotation, biological process: positive regulation of transcription by RNA polymerase II. The record is from RefSeq and is a predicted model, not a curated record. Gene Ontology annotation, cellular component: histone acetyltransferase complex; transcription regulator complex. NCBI's taxonomy places the organism in Eukaryota, Viridiplantae, Streptophyta, Magnoliopsida, Lamiales, Lamiaceae. Gene Ontology annotation, molecular function: zinc ion binding; transcription coactivator activity; histone acetyltransferase activity. The transcript has 16 exons. Bases 302 to 4969 code for a protein of 1555 amino acids.